UUUAAAACAUAAUAUCUAAUAUUUAUAUAAAUAUCUAAUGAUUUGUUGAUUCCAUUAAAAAAAAAAAAAAAUGAGUAAUAAUCUAAGUAACACUUUCAACUAUGUCUAUAGUUGUUCUUUAGAGACAAAUGUUCAAAUAAAAAUUGGUACCCUUGAAGGUAUCAAACAUAAAAUCGAUUAUGAGAAAAUACUCAAUGAUCCCAUGAAGAAAUUUAGCGGUCUUUAUCAAAAACCAAUAUCUGAUCUCAUAGUUUAUUGCCAAGUGUACAGUGAUAACAAGCCGUUAAGUCUACCAGUAUUCACAUCCUACAAACAUUUCACCAAUCGAUGGAGUUGGAACGAAUGGGUCAUUCUACCGAUUCAAUUUAGCGAUCUUCCCAGAAAUGCACUUCUAACCUUGACCGUUUAUGACUGUGCUGGACCAAAUACAAUGACAGCUGUAGGUGGCACAUCUAUUUCACUAUUUGGAAAGCACGGUGUGUUUCGUCAAGGUAUGAUCGAUCUCAGAGUAUGGCCUGACAGAGAAGGGGAUGGCAAUAUAUCGGUUACACCGGGUAAAUGUUUAUCAGAUACUAACCGUAUGCAGUGUUUAGCAAAAUUAGCUAAACAACAUCGUAAUGGUAACAUGCCUGAAGUCGACUGGUUGGACAGAUUAACAUUUCGUGAGAUAGAGUUAAUCAAUGAAAAAGAAAAGAAAACUUCGAAUUAUCCUUAUCUAAUGAUAGAAUUUCCAGAAAUUGUGUCCAAUGGUGUUGUAUAUAGUGUUGUACAUUAUGAACAAGACGGUGAUGAAAUAUACCCAUUCAGAGUUAAUCCAGACAUAGUCACGGUGCCCGAUGCAGAAGUCAUGCAAGAAAAUCUAGUGGAAAGUAAACAUCAUAAACUGGCUAGAAGCUUGAGAAGUGGUAUUUCAGAUAAGGAUGCCAAACCGACUGCAACCGUUCGGGAUGUGCUAAAUACAAUUGUCGGUUAUCCCCCAACUAAAACAUUAACAACUGAAGAGCAAGAUCUUAUUUGGAAGUAUCGGUUUUAUUUGUGCAAUCAGAAAAAAGCACUUACGAAAUUUUUAGAAUGUGUUAAUUGGAAACUACACGGAGAAGCUAUGCAAGCAUUGGAUAUGAUGCAUCAAUGGGCUCCAAUGGACGUGGAUGAUUCAUUACGUUUGUUAAGUCCAGCCUUCAAACAUCUGUCAGUUAGAAAAUACGCUGUGGAACGGUUACAACAGGCUACCGACGAAGACUUACUUUUAUAUUUACUACAGUUGGUACAGGCACUCAAGUAUGAAAACUUUGAACACAUAUCGAACAGCUUAAAACUUAUGGAAGACAAAUAUCCAGUUACCGACAGUUUGACUGAGUCCGUGUCUGGCUUAAGUCUAAAAGAUAGUACAGAAAGCAAUACACAAUGUACUAUUAAUUAUUUUGAAAUGUGCAAGCCAGAAGACAUGGAUUUAGCACGUUUUCUUAUUCAUAGAGCUAGUAAGAAUUUCAGUUUGGCAAAUUACUUCUACUGGUAUUUGAUGAUUGAGUGCGAAGAUCAAGAUUUGACAAUCAAACAAGAUAUCCGAGUACGCAAUAUGUAUUUAAGCGUUAUGAAAACGUUUUUAAUGACAUUAUACAACGGUAGUAUGGAGUGUCAAAAAAUACAUGCAAAUUUGACCAGACAACAGAAUUUUAUUGAUCGACUGGUGAGAAUUGUCAAGACAGUAGCUAGAGAGAGUGGCAACAGAAAGAAAAAAAUCGAUAAACUCCAAGCACUACUGGCUGAAACAGAUACAAAAUUUAGUUUUAUUUCUUUUGAUCCUCUACCAUUGCCACUGGAUCCCAGUAUACUUAUCACGGGGAUAAUUCCAGAAAAAGCAGUACUCUUCAAAUCUGCUUUAAUGCCUUCCAGGCUUACGUUUAAAGUGCAAGACAAUAGGGAAUACGUUGCUAUUUUCAAGCAUGGAGAUGAUUUACGUCAAGAUCAACUUAUCCUACAGAUUAUUACUCUUAUGGAUAAACUGUUGAGAAGUGAAAAUUUAGAUUUAAAACUUACUCCGUACAGAGUGUUGGCGACAAGUGCCCGACACGGUUUUGUACAAUUUGUGAACUCGCUACCGGUUGCUGAAAUUUUGGCAACCGAAGGGUCAAUUCAAAAUUAUUUCCGAAAAAACCAUCCGAACGAAAAUGCUCCGUUCGGCAUAUCUGUCGACAUAAUGGAAAACUACAUUAAAAGUUGCGCUGGUUAUUGUGUAAUCACAUAUUUGCUUGGUGUUGGUGAUCGACAUUUCGAUAACUUAUUAUUGACUUCGACUGGAAAACUAUUUCAUAUAGAUUUUGGAUAUAUAUUAGGCCGAGAUCCUAAACCUCUACCACCUCCGAUGAAACUGAGUAAAGAAAUGGUAGAAGCAAUGGGCGGUGUAAACAGUGAAUAUUACCACGAGUUCAGGAAACUAUGCUACACCGCUUUUCUGCAUUUAAGACGUCAUGCUAAUCUCAUACUAAAUCUUUUUUCAUUAAUGGUAGACGCCAGUGUCCCGGAUAUUGCAUUGGAACCGGAUAAGACUGUUAAUAAAGUUCAAGACAAGUUUAGAUUGGAUUUAGGAGAUGAAGAAGCUGUUCACUAUUUCCAAAAUUUAUUAGACGUAUCAGUCACAGCUGUGAUGGCAGUACUUGUCGAACAGUUGCACAAAUUCGCUCAAUAUUGGCGGAAAUAAACAACUUCAAAUUAUUCAUUAUCUAUCAAUUGUUAAAAAAAAUCUUGUAUUGUAGAAUUUAUGUAUUUUAUUGUUAUUACAAAUAUUUUAUUUAUGUUUGAUAAUUGCCUUUUUUUAUCUUAUCUAUUGAAA
Adelges cooleyi (spruce gall adelgid) is the source of this 2830-nucleotide messenger RNA. It is a transcript of the gene Pi3K59F, whose product is annotated as phosphatidylinositol 3-kinase catalytic subunit type 3. The record is from RefSeq and is a predicted model, not a curated record. NCBI's taxonomy places the organism in Eukaryota, Metazoa, Arthropoda, Insecta, Hemiptera, Adelgidae. Gene Ontology annotation, molecular function: 1-phosphatidylinositol-3-kinase activity. The coding region runs from base 71 to 2698 and encodes 875 amino acids. Gene Ontology annotation, biological process: autophagy of peroxisome; phosphatidylinositol-3-phosphate biosynthetic process; phosphatidylinositol-mediated signaling. Gene Ontology annotation, cellular component: endosome; phagophore assembly site; phosphatidylinositol 3-kinase complex, class III, type I. The transcript has a single exon.